UCCUUUUAAAUACAUAGGUAAAUGGGUAAAUGAAAUGUAGAGCACCAUAAUUACAACAACAAAUCUAACGUCAUGACUACUUCCCUAGACAAUCUGCUUCCCUGUGUUAAACUAUUUUGGUUGAAUUUUAAGCUCAUGUAUACAGGACUUUUGUCAAAUUCCAAGUUAAUCCUAAUACUGGAACAUGUAUUAAUUUAAUAUGGGAGGGAGGGGCAUGCAUAUGUGCACAAACAAAAGUAAACGUGCUUCAAGGUAGUGUGCACGCUACAACCAGGAAGUUGUUUUAAACUUCAAGUUAUUUUGUUCAGUGCCGCUAACCCAUUGUUGUUGCUGGUAUUGUUAUUUAAAUGAAUUCUACUGCAUUAUGAGAUGGCUAAAGAAAAAAUUGUUUGGAAAGGGUAGGAUUUCAAAGCUGGGUGCUGGGGUGGUAGAAUUCAACCACUUACGGGAGUUGGAUUGCAAAAACGAGACACCACAUAGGUGAACUUACUUAACAGACUGAUAUACAGAAGACACUGGUGUCCGGAACUCAGACUUCUGAGUUUUACAUGACAUUGUAUCCUAUAUAUAAUAGGGGGAAAAAGAUGUCACUUUGGUGAAAUCAUCUUUAUUCAGCUUACAUGCAGAACACAUUUUAGGUGAAGUGAAGUACACUUUUCACAGAAGAAGAGUUUGGAUUUGUCUUUAAUUACAAAGAGGCAUUGCAACAAUUUUAAAGUGGGAAGGAGACUUGAGGAGGCUCACAAUUCAGAUAUUGGAUUAAGCCCAUGAGAAGGGUUGAGUUGAGACAAAAUUGAGGAUGGGUCUGAAAUGCUGUAUAACCGUAUGGAUAUUUUGCACUGCUAUACUGGGAUGUUUUCCAAUAUCACUAGAGUCAGUGUCAUCUGCAUCAGCAUCUGACUCAUUAUCACCUACAGCAGCAUAUGCAUCAUCAUCUGCAGCAGCAUUUGUAUCAGCAUCUGCAGCAAAUUCUGCAUCACCAGCAUCUUCGACGGCAUCUGCAGUAGCAACUGCAUCAACAUCUUUAGAAGGGGGAGAGACAUCAACUGCUACAGUGACAACAUCUGCUGAAGAUACAACAAUUUCAACAGUAGAGACAACAUCAUUCACAGAGGAGACAACAUCAGGUGCAGAAUCAACAAUGUCUACACUAGAGACAGCAACUACGGAGUGGACAACAUCAGCUGCAGAGUGGACCACAACUACAGGCUGGACAACAUCAAGUACAGAGGAGUCAACUAUUUUAGAAAUGACUACAUCUACAAUAAUGACAACUACAGAUGGGGUAACAUCACUUGCAGAGCAGACAACAACAGAACCGCCUACAUCUACACUAGAGACAACUACAGAAUGGCCAACAUCAACUGCAGAGGAGACAACAUCAACUACAGAUUCAUCUAAAUCUACAUUAGAUACAACAAGUACAGAAUGGCCAACAUCAACUGCGAAGGAGACAACAACGGAAUCACCUACAUCUACACUAGAGACAACUACAGAAUGGCCAACAUCAACUGCAGAGGAGACAACAUCAACUACAGAUUCAUCUAAAUCUACAUUAGAUACAACAACUACAGAAUGGUCAACAUCAACUGCAGAGCAGACAACAACAGAAUCACCUACAUCUACACCAGAGACAACUACAGAAUGGUCAACAUCAACUGCAGAGCAGACAACAACAGAAUCACCUACAUCUACACCAGAGACAACUACAGAAUGGUCAACAUCAACUGCAGAGCAGACAACAACAGAAUCACCUACAUCUACACCAGAGACAACUACAGAAUGGUCAACAUCAACUGCAGAGCAGACAACAACAGAAUCACCUACAUCUACACCAGAGACAACUACAGAAUGGUCAACAUCAACUGCAGAGCAGACAACAACAGAAUCACCUACAUCUACACCAGAGACAACUACAGAAUGGUCAACAUCAACUGCAGAGCAGACAACAACAGAAUCACCUACAUCUACACCAGAGACAACUACAGAAUGGUCAACAUCAACUGCAGAGCAGACAACAACAGAAUCACCUACAUCUACACCAGAGACAACUACAGAAUGGUCAACAUCAACUGCAGAGCAGACAACAACAGAAUCACCUACAUCUACACCAGAGACAACUACAGAAUGGUCAACAUCAACUGCAGAGCAGACAACAACAGAAUCACCUACAUCUACACCAGAGACAACUACAGAAUGGUCAACAUCAACUGCAGAGCAGACAACAACAGAAUCACCUACAUCUACACCAGAGACAACUACAGAAUGGUCAACAUCAACUGCAGAGCAGACAACAACAGAAUCACCUACAUCUACACCAGAGACAACUACAGAAUGGUCAACAUCAACUGCAGAGCAGACAACAACAGAAUCACCUACAUCUACACCAGAGACAACUACAGAAUGGUCAACAUCAACUGCAGAGCAGACAACAACAGAAUCACCUACAUCUACACCAGAGACAACUACAGAAUGGUCAACAUCAACUGCAGAGCAGACAACAACAGAAUCACCUACAUCUACACCAGAGACAACUACAGAAUGGUCAAUAUCAACUGCAGAGCAGACAACAACAGAAUCACCUACAUCUACACCAGAGACAACUACGGAAUGGCCAACAUCAACUGCAGAGCAGACAACAACAGAAUCACCUACAUCUACGCCAGAGACAACUACAGAAUGGCCAUCAUCAACUGCGGAAGAGACAACAGCAACUACAGAUUCAUCUAAAUCUACAUUAGAUACAACAACUACAGAAUGGUCAACAUCAACUGCAGAGCAGACAACAACAGAAUCACCUACAUCUACACCAGAGACAACUACGGAAUGGCCAACAUCAACUGCAGGGCAGACAACAACAGAAUCACCUACAUCUACACCAGAGACAACUACAGAAUUGCCAACAUCAACUGCAGGGCAGACAACAACAGAAUCACCUACAUCUACACCAGAGACAACUACAGAAUUGCCAACAUCAACUGCAAAGCAGACAACAACAACUGUGGAAGGAACUACAUUUACAAUAAUGACAACUACAGAAUGGCCAACAUCAACUGCAGAGCCAACAACUGUGGAAACUAUGUCUCCUAUAGAGACUACUACAGAAGGAACAACAUCAACUACAGAGACAUUCACUACAGUGUGGGGUACGUCUACAAUAGAGGCAACUACAGAAGGGCCAACAUCAACUGCAGAAGAGACUACAUCUACAAUAGAGGCUACAUCCUAUGAUCAGACAACUUUUACCGCAGAAACAUCUUCCAUUGUAGAGACAACAAAUACAAUUCCCACUCAAAUGCCAACAACGACCCCGCCUCCAAUUAAUAAUCCAGUUAACCUCACUGCAGUAGCUAUAAGCUGGGGCCAGGCUAACGUGUCUUGGGGACAUGUGACAUUUCCUGGGCAAGCUUGGACAUACACAGUGUAUGUGUAUUGGUGUCAUGAUGAAUAUUACUUUUAUUAUGGCUAUAAUGUGAGGACCAUACAGGAUGUACAGGAAAAGUGGGUUAUCAUAGAUGGAUUGCUUCCCAGAAGAUGCUAUUAUUUUUAUGUGUCUGGUCACCUGUCUGGUCGAUGGUAUGGCUCUGGCUACAGUAACCAUAUCAAAAUGCCUAUACGCAUACCAGAAUCUCCUUUCAAGUUUGUCCCAGAGAAGCUUGAUCUCAGUUUUCCAGAAAAUACAAGCCUGGGUACAGAGCUAUAUAAUCCUAUACUCACUGGUGGAUUUACAAAUGAAACACAUGACUUUGAAUUCACCUUAUUAAUGGAUGGCAAUGGGACUUUUAAUCUAACAGAAAACCAGGCCAUUACAUUAAUCAGACCUCUUGAUUAUGAAGUCCAGAGAACACACAUGAUAUUGAUUCAAGCUCAUACGAUCAACAGCAGUGUAAAUGACAGCUUUAAUGAGGUUUAUUACAGUGAUUGUCCCUCUUUUUAUGCAACAAUGGAGAUAACUGUGAUUGUAGAAGAUGUUGAUGAGUACCCCGUGAUGUUUCAGUAUUACAGCAAAUCUACAACGUAUGGUGAAAACCUUACCACAGGGUUGUCUGAUGGGAACAUCCCAAUGCACUGGGUUGUAGUAUCCUCUGAUACUGAGGUUGGAACUUCCAUAUUUAGAUUCACUGUAAUGGAUGCAGAUGGUAGCUCCCCUGAUGUGACAGGAUUUCACAUAUCUGGAAACAACUCUGCACAGGAUUUCCUAGGAGUGACAUCAGAGGGGGAAUUGUACACAACUGAUACUAUUCCUGUUAGUACUUCUGUCUGCCCCUUUGGAUGUGCCGUGCAGGUAUAUGGGCUCUUAGUGACAGCCUCACAAGGCUCCCAGGAAUUUGAAUGCAAGGUCUUGUUGGUCAUUAGGAAUACAAGAAUCAGAAUUGAGGUUCAGGAAGAUACCAGUUCUGUUGGAUUUCAAAUCAUUGAUUAUGUGGCCUCCGAAGGUUCCUCUAUAAGUGAUGGUUCACUUUCUGCAUAUGUCAAUGUCAGUUUUCCAAUACAUGUCAUUGGGUAUGACAUUUUCAUGCAGUCAUUCAAUUACGAGGCAGAGCAAGAGUAUCACCUUCUGUUUAAUUGCACAUAUGAAAAUACCUCUUUCAUAACAGUCCCUAUUGUGAUAGAGGUGGUUGAUGUUAAUGAUAACAGCCCUGUGUUUGAUCAGGACAUGUAUAUUGGAGUGGUUAGGAACACAACUCCAGCAAAUACUACUAUUACUACGUUAAGUGCAUCUGACAGGGAUUUAGGUGACAAUGUCAACCUUGUUUAUACCAUCAUAGAAGGAGACCAGUAUUUCUGGGUGACCGACUGUGGACAACUUCAGACAAAAAUUGAGAUGAAUUUUAUGCAACAUCCACUCCAAGUUAUCGAAGGCAAAGUGAAUGUUUCUGAUGGUCUCCAUUCCAAUGAAACCAUGGUCCUUGUCCUUGUGUAUGCUUUGGAUUUAGAAUACUACAUACCAGAGAACCAAACAGUGGAGUACCUGGUACCAGAGAACCAAACAGUGGGCAAUAUUGUGGUUCCCAACUUGUGUGGAAAUAUGUCAGCUUAUGGUUAUGCCAGUUGCAGUGUCCUUGACCCAACAGGGACAUUUACAAUGAGUAGUGAUCACCUUCAACUUGUUUCAAGUUUGGAUUAUGAAUCUAAUACCACUUUCACAUUAUUACUGAAGGUUGUCUUUGAUACCAUUGAAAUGAACAUAACUGUCACCGUCCAUGUACUUGAUGUGAAUGACAAUUGGCCAUUUUUUAUACAACAAGAGAUUUACACAGCAGUGCAAAAUUUCACUCAGGAAAAUACAACAGUUGCUAUGGUGAUGGCUCAUGAUAAUGACAGCAAUGCUAAUCUUGUUUAUACCAUCACAGAAGGAGACCAUUAUUUCUGGGUGACAGACUGUGGACAACUUCAGACAAGAAUGGAUAUGAGUUUAAUGCCAAAUCCACUUCAGGUUAUUGAAGGCAAGGUGAGAGUUUCUGAUGGUGUCCAUUCCAAUGAAACCAUGGUCCAUGUCCUUGUGUAUGCAUUGGAUCUAGAGUACUACAUACCAGAGAACCAAUCAGUGGGCAAUAUUGUGGUUCCUUACUUGUGUGGAAAUAUGUCAGCUUAUGUAUAUGCCAACUGCAGUGCCAUUGACCCAACAGGGACAUUUGCAGUGCAUGGAGAUGACCUUAUACUUGAUUCACGUUUGGAUUAUGAAUUUAACACCACUUUCACAUUAUUACUGAACGUUGUCUUUGAUACCAUUGAAAUGAACAUAACUGUCACCGUCCAUGUACUUGAUGUGAAUGACAAUUGGCCAUUUUUCAUACAACAAGAGAUUUACACAGCAGUGCAAAAUUUCACUCAGGAAAAUACAACAGUUGCUAUGGUGAUGGCUCAUGAUAAUGACAGCAAUGCUAAUCUUGUUUAUACCAUCACAGAAGGAGACCAUUAUUUCUGGGUGACCGACUGUGGACAACUUCAGACAAGAAUGGAUAUGAGUUUAAUGCCAAAUCCACUUCAGGUUAUUGAAGGCAAGGUGAGAGUUUCUGAUGGUGUCCAUUCCAAUGAAACCAUGGUCCAUGUCCUUGUGUAUACAUUGGAUCUAGAGUACUACAUACCAGAGAACCAAUCAGUGGGCAAUAUUGUGGUUCCUUACUUGUGUGGAAAUAUGUCAGCUUAUGGUUAUGCCAGUUGCAGUGUCCUUGACCCAACAGGGACAUUUACAAUGAGUAGUGAUCACCUUCAACUUGUUUCACAUUUGGAUUAUGAAUUUAACACCACUUUCACAUUAUUACUGAUUGUUUCUUUUGAUACCAUUGAAAUGAACAUCACUGUCACAGUCCAUGUACUUGAUGUCAAUGAUAACCGACCAGUUUUUCUUCAGCAGCAGUACAGUGUUACUGUUAUGAGGGAGAUAAACCCACAUACACUUCUAACCACCAUCACAGCAGAGGAUCCAGACCAGAAUCAGAAUAUCACAUACAAAUUGCUUGGCAGUGACAAUGAGAACUUCCUGAUAAAUAACUAUGGUCAAGUGUUUAGUUUGUCAUCUCUGAACUUCUCAGAUAGUGUUGUUCACACAGUCAAUUUAACAGUCCGGGUAACAGAUGGGAUAUGGACAUCCCAUGCAUCACUUAAACUCCACAUUGUUGCAAACGAAUUGAAAAUCGAAGUUUCUGAAAGUACUCCAAAUGAAAGUAUUGUGCAUUCCAAUUUAUGCAGCCAGGAAUUCUUACUUAAUGGAACAUGCAGCAUUGCUGGAAUGGACUCUACUUUUGGACUGGAUGUUGAUAAGAAUUUGGUGUUGCAAAAACUAUUAGACUUUGAAUCAAAGGAAGACUAUGACCUAAUGUUAACUGCAGUGACAGGGGACACAACCUGGACAUUACCAAUACGUGUUCAUGUGUCAGACACCAAUGAUGAAAUCCCUCUGUUUCAGAAUGAGGCCCAUUUCUUUGGAAUUGUCAGCAAUUCAUCACUUCCAAAUAUGACGAUUUUCAAUAUCAAUGCCAGUGACCCAGACAAUGUUGGUUCGACACUGGAGUUCAGCCUUGAUGAGGUUGGUGCAGAGUAUUUCCAAAUCUCUCACUGUGGACAAUUGCAGACCAUGAGCUCUUUUCCACUGCAGCUUCAAGUUCCAUUUCAUUUUGUCAACUUCUCCAUAUCCGUCACAGAUGGGAUCCAUGUCACCACAACUAGGGCUAGGGUCCUCAUUGCCACUGAUUCAUGGCAGGUGGCAGUUGCUGAAAAUGACACAGAAAAUAAUUGGGAACUGCAAAACUUAUGUGGAAACCUGAACACAUAUGGCGGAUCUUGCACUGUGACCUCAGAUCCAGAAAUACCAGGAUUGUUGUACAAUGCCUCUGAAAACAGCUUGCAUCUCAACACAAGAUUGGAUGCCAGGAUUCAAGAUGUCUAUGAGAUAAAGGUCCAGGCCUCUUUGGUACCAUUUGAAACCAUCACAGUCUCAAUAUCAAUCAACGUAAUUGAUGUAAAUGACCAUGUACCCCAGUUCACCGAGGACUCUUAUUCUGCUGUCCUUCAUAAUGGUGCUUAUGAAAACACUGUCAUUUUAACUUUAGAAGUUGAAGAUGGUGAUCUUGGGAAUAACUCAAAUAUAGAGUACACAAUUACUUCGAACCCCUUUACAAUCUUUGGCAUUAAUAGUGCUGGGUGGCUUUACACCAAUAGAAGGCUUGAUAUAGCGAGUAUCCUGCCUGAUUUGAAUGAUCUCAUAGCAUACACAGCACAGGUAACAGUGGAAGCUAGAGACUUGGGAAUACCCCCCAAACAUAAUAGCACUUCAGUGGAUGUCCUAUUUCUUGAUGAUGAAUUUGUGAUCAACAUAAUGGAAAAUGAGUAUGAUAUACCAUUUGGGAAUAUUAGUGUUCCUGCAUUGAGAAAUAUAGGACUUGUUAGGGCACCUGCUGGUAUUAGUGCAAAUUUGACACACCUUUGGCUGGCAGAAGGGUUGGAUUACGAGCAGAGCUCAAGCCUUCACUUCAGCCUCAAUCUGUCACUGGAUCACAGCCACUACAUUGUACCUGUUACAGUGCAUGUCAUUAAUGUGAACGAUGAACCUCCAGAGUUUGGUGAAAGCAUAUACAACUUUACUGUUCCAGAUGGCGCCAGGUACUAUACAUUGAUAAAUAUGACCACAGCCACUGACAGGGAUACUACAGACAUAACAUAUUCCCUAAGAGAUGUUGAGGAUGAGGUAUCUGGUGGGAUGUCAGUUAGUGGACUGUUUUUGGUUAAUGAAAAAAACGGAGCACUGUACACGAAUGGUCAAAUAAGCUACAAAAAACUUCUUAAAGAGAAGCGUUUUAAGUCCGAAAAUGAUUCCUACCUUGAGUUUAUGAUUGAAGCUAAAGAUGGGGUAUUCACAGCAAAUGCCACAAUAAGAGUGACUGUUUUGAAAUAUGAUCUUAGUGUAGUUAACCAGUAUAACACUACCACAGCUUCCUUACAAGAAGGAAAUUACAGCAGCACUUUAUUCUUAGUCACCGAUGAGGCAGCUCGAGCAAAUUAUUCUGACUUCAAGUUUCAAGUGACUCCAAAGCAAGAUGAGCUGAUGUUCUUUAUUAAUGAGACAACGGGUUUCAUUUAUACAAAUCAAACAUUUGACCGGGAACAAGAUGACAACUACAUAGUCUUUGUAAUUGCUUUAGAACAAGGUCUAGACAGUUGCCAAGCAGCGGUUUUAGCCGUUGUAAACACCACUAUCACUGAUAUUAAUGACAACCCACCUGUUUUCACAUCUCAAACUUAUGAAGGUCAUGUGGAUGAAAAUAGGACUAGUGCUGAAGUGCAGUUUCAGAUGCCCAUUAAUGCACCAGACAAGGAUAUCGGAUCAAAUGCUUUGAUAUACUACGAACUACUAAAUGGAACAGAUGUCUUUCAAAUUGACAACACUACAGGGAAAUUGUACACAAGUGGGAAAUUGGACAGGGAAGAAACUGGUUUUUACAUAGUCAUGAUUUCUGCAUCAGAUUGGACAUACAAUGACACAGCAACAGUUAACAUAACAUUGGAUGAUGUAAAUGACAAUGCCCCUGAAUUUAGCGAGACAAACUAUACAUUUAAUGUAUCAGAAGACCAUUCUUCGGACAAAUCCAUCGGUCAAGUUUUAGCUACAGACAGGGACAUUAAUAUUUUACCACUAACCUACCAUAUUGAAAAUGACAGCAAUGAAAAGUUUACCAUGAAAAACCCAUUCACUGGUGAAAUUUGGAUUUCCGGGACUCUAGAUCGAGAGAGUCUUCAGAAUGACAGAAUUGAGUUUCUAGUUAUUGCGAAAGAUUCAAGUUCAGGCUCUACUACCGAUACAUCACAUUCAACCACUGCCACAGUCACAGUCAUUGUCAGUGAUGUCAAUGAUAAUUCUCCAGAAUUUGGCAAGAACAUAGAUGUGGAUGUGUUGGAGAACUAUACAGGCCCACUCACUCAAGUACAUGCAACAGAUCCUGAUGCAGGAGAAAAUGGCACUGUUACAUACUGGCUAGAUGACAAAUCUAGAUUUUCUAUCGAUAAUACUACAGGGAAUAUUACAUUGGAGCAAUCGUUUGACUUUGAAGAUGAGAAUUUUAUUCGACUCACUGUGUAUGCCAGGGACAAUGGCAAAUCCUGUCAGAGCAGUGGUAGUUGCAGUGACACUAUGGAGGUGAUGAUCACCAUCAAGGAUAUUAAUGACAAUCCACCUGUGUUUUUGAUUCAAAACAUAAUUCUGUCAUCACCAGAUAAAAUUGGAAUAGUAAUACCCAUGAUAGCUUUUGAUAGAGACUCAAAAGAAAAUGGUGAUGUUACAUACUCUUUUCCUGAUUACCCAAAUAAUACCUUGAAGCGAUUCUUUAAUGUUUCAAACUCAGGAAUAAUUUCAGCUAUUAAGAUUAUUAAUAUACAAUUAGACACAAACAAUCGUGUGCUCACAGUGAUGGCAAAAGAUAAUGGCUCCAAACCUCUCUCAGGAUUUGCAACAAUAACAUUUUUUGGUCAAAAUGAAGAGACGCCUUGUAAACUAAACAACGAAAUUUAUGUCAGCAACAUAACAGAGGAACAGCAUUAUCCAUGGCCAGUGAUAAGUUUAACUUACAACAAGUCUAGUGAGGAAGACAAGUGCAUUUUUACUCUCUCUUGUCCCCAAGAUGCACCGUUCUUGGUGAUAAAUUCCACAACAGGAGAAAUUGGUUUGAGGAAUGGGUCACUGGAUAGAGAAGAACUGGAUAACUUUUUCAAAAGCACUUGGGACAGCAGGACUUUGGUGUGCAUUGUAUCUUUCUAUGUUCCUGAUAAACCAACUAGUGCAGCAGAGUAUUUAUAA
Molecule: messenger RNA, 10291 nt
Organism: Lingula anatina
Lineage: Eukaryota; Metazoa; Brachiopoda; Lingulata; Lingulida; Lingulidae
Product: protocadherin Fat 4
Biological process (GO): homophilic cell-cell adhesion
Cellular component (GO): plasma membrane
Molecular function (GO): calcium ion binding
Source: RefSeq, a predicted model, not a curated record